Messenger RNA from Ceratotherium simum simum (southern white rhinoceros), 3641 nucleotides. The record is from RefSeq and is a predicted model, not a curated record. NCBI's taxonomy places the organism in Eukaryota, Metazoa, Chordata, Mammalia, Perissodactyla, Rhinocerotidae.
UUUUUGUUUUGGUAGUCGAGGGGCGUGUUGGGGUGGGUAGAAUUUGAGGGGCGCCUCGUGUGGGUGGGAGGAAUCUGGUGAGGCUGAGGAGAGAGGAGGAGCAGGUUUGAGAUGGGUUGAGGGAGAGGGUUGGCGGAGGUGGGGCUUUGGAAGAUGCAGAAGUUUCUUGUUGCCUUGGGUGAGGUGAUUGCAAGAGGAACUUAGGGGGGCAGCUUAGGACUCUGGAGGAGGGGGUGAGGAAGGCUUCCUGCCCAUAACUCACUUCCCUUUUAGGAGAUUUGCUUCCUCUUGUACUGCCAGUUAAGAAGGGAGAGGAUCUUUGCACCUUCCAGAACCACUAACCAUCCUUAGUCUCAGGGAUGUGGGAGAAGGGGAGCUGGGAGGGGCCUUGGUACCCAAAUGCGGAGGGGUUUUGAGCCUGCCAUUCUCUGGGCAGUGGGCAGGACCAGUCUUCCCCCCACUAACUCUGAGUUGCUGGCCUCAUAACCCAUUGGUGGCUUCCUCUGCCUGUCUCAGCCAUGGCCAGCGAGAACUCUCCUCUGCUGGCUUACCGGCUCCUGGGGGAGGAAGGGGUUGCCUUCCCUGCCAAUGGGGCUGGGGGUCCUGGAGGGGCAUCUGCCCGGAAGCUCUCCACCUUCCUGGGUGUGGUGGUGCCCACGGUCCUGUCCAUGUUCAGUAUAGUUGUCUUCCUGAGGAUUGGGUUUGUGGUAGGCCAUGCUGGGCUGCUGCAGGCUUUGGCCAUGCUUCUGGUUGCCUACUUCAUCCUGGCCCUCACCGUCCUCUCUGUCUGUGCCAUCGCCACCAACGGAGCUGUGCGGGGAGGUGGAGCCUACUUCAUGAUCAGCCGGACCCUGGGGCCUGAGGUCGGGGGCAGCAUCGGCCUCAUGUUCUACCUGGCAAACGUCUGUGGUUGUGCCGUCUCCCUGCUGGGGCUGGUGGAGGCUGUGCUCGAUAUCUUUGGGGCUGAUGCCACAGGGUCCAGCGGGCUCCGGGUGCUGCCCCAGGGCUACGGCUGGAGCCUGCUCUAUGGCUCCGUGCUACUGGGCCUUGUGGGCGGGGUCUGCACCCUAGGGGCUGGCCUCUACGCCCGCGCCUCCUUCCUUACAUUCCUGCUGGUCUCGGGUUCCCUGGCCUCGGUGCUGGUCAGCUUUGUGGCUGUGGGGCCCAGGAACAUCCCCUUGACCCCUCGGCCUGGCCCCAAUGGCUCCUCUCUGCCGCCCCAGUUCGGCCACUUCACAGGCUUCAACAGCAGCACUCUGAAGGCCAACUUGGGUGCUGGCUAUGCCAAGGACUAUACCACGGGGGCCAUGAUGACCUUUGCCAGCGUCUUUGCCGUCCUUUUUAAUGGCUGCACGGGCAUCAUGGCCGGGGCCAACAUGUCAGGGGAGCUGAAGGACCCCAGCCGGGCGAUUCCUCUGGGUACCAUCGUCGCUGUAGCCUACACCUUCUUCAUCUACAUCCUGCUUUUCUUCCUCUCCAGCUUCACCUGUGACAGGACCCUGCUGCAGGAAGACUACGGGUUCUUUCGCGCCAUCAGCCUGUGGCCCCCGCUGGUGCUCAUCGGUGUCUAUGCCACCUCGCUCUCAGCCUCCAUGAGCUCCCUCAUUGGCGCCUCCCGCAUCCUCCACGCCCUGGCCCAGGACGACCUCUUUGGAGUAAUCUUGGCACCGGCCAAGGUUGUGUCCCAAGGGGGAAACCCUUGGGGGGCCGUGCUCUAUUCUUGGGCCCUAGUGCAGCUGGUGCUUUUGGCUGGGAAGCUGAAUACACUGGCUGCUGUGGUCACUGUCUUCUACUUGGUGGCCUAUGCUGCGGUGGACCUGUCCUGCCUGAGCCUGGAGUGGGCCUCGGCCCCCAACUUCCGCCCCACCUUCAGCCUGUUCUCCUGGCACACCUGCUUGCUGGGGGUGGCCUCCUGUCUGCUCAUGAUGUUUCUCAUCAGCCCCGGGGCUGCUGGCGGCUCCCUGCUUCUCAUGGGCCUGCUUUCCGCCCUGCUCACAGCUCGAGGAGGCCCCAGCAGCUGGGGCUACGUCAGCCAGGCGUUGCUUUUCCACCAGGUGCGUAAGUACCUGCUCCGGCUGGAUGUCCGGAAGGAUCACGUGAAGUUCUGGCGGCCCCAGCUGCUGCUCCUGGUGGGGAACCCCCGGGGUGCCCUGCCUCUGCUGCGGUUGGCCAACCAGCUCAAGAAGGGGGGCCUCUACGUGCUGGGCCACGUCACCCUGGGAGACCUCGACUGCCUGCCCUCGGACCCUGUGCAGCCUCAGUACGGGGCAUGGCUGAGCCUGGUGGACCGGGCCCAAGUGAAGGCCUUCGUGGACCUCACCCUCUCGCCCUCCGUGCGCCAGGGAGCUCAGCAUCUGCUGCGGAUCUCGGGCCUUGGUGGCAUGAAGCCCAACACACUGGUCCUGGGUUUCUAUGAUGAUGCUGCACCGCAGGACCACUUCCUGACAGACCCGGCUUUCUCUGAGCCUGCAGGUGGCACCCAGGAGGGCGGGACCCCAGCCUUGAGCACCCUGUUCCCUCCUCCCCGGGCUCCUGGGAGCCCCCGGGCUCUCACUCCCCAGGACUAUGUGGCCACGGUGGCAGAUGCCCUCAAGAUGAACAAGAAUGUGGUCCUGGCCCGGGCCUGUGGGGCCCUGCCCCCUGAGCGGCUGAGCCGGGGGUCUGGGGGCACCUCUCAGCCGCAUCACGUGGACGUGUGGCCCCUCAACCUGCUGCGGCCCCGGGGUGGGCCUGGCUACGUAGACGUCUGCGGCCUCUUCCUGCUGCAGAUGGCAACCAUCUUGGGCAUGGUGCCUGCUUGGCACAGUGCCCGGCUCCGGAUCUUCUUGUGCCUGGGGCCUCGGGAGGCCCCUGGGGCGGCCGAGGGGCGGCUCCGGGCACUGCUGAGCCAGCUGAGGAUCCGGGCUGAGGUGCAGGAGGUAGUGUGGGGCGAGGGGGCUGGGUCUGGGCAGCCUGAGGAGGAGGAGGAAGGGGACUUCGUGAACAGUGGGCGGGGAGACGCGGAGGCAGAGGCCCUGGCAUGCAGCGCCAACGCCCUGGUUCGGGCCCAGCAGGCGCGUGGCAGAGGAGGAGGGCCAGGUGGGCCUGAGGGUGGGAAUGGUGUGGAGGGGCCCGCCACUGCCCUCACCUUCCUGUACCUGCCUCGGCCGCCUGCUGAUUCUGCCCGAUACCCCCGAUACCUGGCGCUCCUGGAGAUUCUGAGCCGUGAUCUGGGCCCCACGCUGCUCAUUCAUGGCGUCACCCCCGUCACUUGUACUGAUCUCUGAUGCCUCAUCCCUAAAGCAGAGGGUGCCCAGGCCGGGAGGCCCACCUUGAGUAGCAGAUGAGGAGGAGAAGGGCCGCCUCCCCGUCUGCCCCACACGUGGUACACGGAGCCAGGUGGAGGUAUUAGGUGAUCCUGAUCUGCAGCAUCUGCUGUCUCUGGGAGAGGGGCCCUGGUGCACGCGUGCAGGGCAGCUGUCUGGCCACGUCAGCCUCCCUCCCUUCACCGGUGCCUUGUCCGGGGCUGGGUCUCCGCUCGUGACUUCAGGCUACCUCAGUCUCCCCCUCACCCAACAGACUCACUGACCCCUGAGGUUGUGAUAUUUGUGUUCUGUUUUAUUUUUCUAACUGCUGAACGUGAAUAAAAGACCAAAACACUA